Messenger RNA from Babesia ovata, 4035 nucleotides. Its product is annotated as rhoptry neck protein. Bases 1 to 4035 code for a protein of 1344 amino acids. The record is from RefSeq and is a predicted model, not a curated record. Gene Ontology annotation, biological process: adhesion of symbiont to microvasculature. NCBI's taxonomy places the organism in Eukaryota, Apicomplexa, Aconoidasida, Piroplasmida, Babesiidae. The transcript has a single exon.
AUGACGCGAUCGAAGGGAGGAUGCGUGCGUAUAAUCGCCGCAGCCAUAUACCUGGCGAUCCACUGCGAUGUGUAUGCCUAUAGGGACGUAAAAUCUGGCGGAAUUGAUGGCAGUGGAGUGGGUCCUGUUUCCAUGCGACCUGCCGAUUACGCGAAACUCAAGUUUCUAGACGCAAUCAGCGGUUCUAAAUCCGAAGAGCAAAAUGAAGAAGCAGAGUGGGUUGAAACACCCGAAGGAAUGAUCGCAGGGCCGAAGGGAGGAGAGCAAGAAAUCAAUCCAACUGAUGUGACUCCGGAAGGGUCGCCCUUGGAGGGCAAUCCACAGGAAGAACACUCGUCUGCCCAACCCAUUAGAGAGCAUACGGCAGUUGGCAGUGAAGAAAACAUCGCAGUUCUCGAACGCAGCGUUGGCAUCAAAGGGUUCAUGGAGCCUUUUAUAAACAGUCUCAGCGCCGAUCUUCGCCACAUGCUACUCGCGCAAACGGGAACCAACUUCCUUCAUGUCUACCGGAAAUAUGCUCUAAAGCUGGAAACUCUGGAGAUGCCGGAGUACAGAAAGAAGGUAAAACUGGUUGAGGAAAAGGCCGAUGCAAUCGGCUUUGUUGAUUUCAGCGAAAAAAGGAGGAACAACCUCAUGCCAGAGGUUAACCAGGAGGCGAUGAAGGUGGCAGGAAUAACUUCGCUGCUUCAAAUUGGUACCGAGGUAGCUUUUCCCAAGUUUAAAAAGGCCGCGAAACCAAAACAAGAAAGCAAAGACAAAAAGGUGCCAGCAGUCAAGGAGGAACCAAAGACCGCCAAGGAUCCUCCACCUGUAACGGUUUUCGAACCAUGGAGGAAAAACGUUAAAGUACUUGAAGCAAUGCUUAUCAAAGUGCUGUUUUUGCUCGGAGGAGACAAACAGACACUUAAUGUGUCUGAUAGGCUCCGCAACAUGGCGAGGGCGCUAGGCUUCAGAAAAAAAGAAGAGUCUGAAGAGAAGGCUGAGAAGAGCUCAACCGCGAUGAACCUUGGUAUGGAACUUUUCUGGGCAUGUGGAAACAAUCCUUUCCUGCUAGGUCACCUGGCGACGAACAUGCUGGCGUACACGCAGUACAAGCUCUUCUUUGAUGGUGCUCAGGGGAGACCAUUCUACACAUGGUUGGACCUUGUCAAGUCAGGAAACCUGGACAUGCUCGACAGAAUGUGUGGCACCAUACGUGGCCCCAAAUACAAAAGGGAUUCUAAUGGGUCUGUCACGGUCAACAAAAACAGGAAACGCAAAGACGAUCCGCAACUCAAUGCGGAUGGUGUCUUUCUGUGCAACCUGCUGGAAGUGCUUCUGGUAUCAAUAGAUGCCUCAAUAGACGCCAUGGGGCAAUUGCUCAGCCAGUAUGGUGUGCCUUAUGAGCACAGUGUCGGUGCAAUCGCUAACGGUAGACGUAUGCAGGCAUUUGUGUGUUCUGAUCCCAGGGAAUCAGCCAUUGUUGUCAGGUGUGACUUUGCGUCCAGCACGCUCAAUUCAAGUAAAGUAUUCGAGGGCAAAUCCCAAUAUGAGGGAGAAGAGCUAUGGCAACGACUUCAAGAUGCGUUCGAUCUCUUUAAGCUGUUGAGUGAUGUGAGCCUAGAUGGGGAAAUACCAACCACCUGGCUGAGGAUGAUUUCAGACCCGAGGAAAUAUGCAACCGUCUUCGAAUACGCAAUCAAAUUCGAUAACAGGAUGUUCUCAGGUAAAAAGAAAUCGUGGAUGUCAGAAUAUAAAAAUCUCGAAGAUAAAGUUCUUCCAUCCAACUAUCGCGGUAAUAUCGACCUGCGUACAGCUUCUUCGUUGCUGUAUAGCGGAGGUAACAAAGCGAAGACAGGCACUGAUGCGUCACUCAAAAGAGCCUUACUGUAUAUGUCAGCUUCUGGAAUCAAAACCUGGGUUUCUGGCAACCUUGAGGGUCUGCAGAAGAAUUUUGGAUUCUCACCGUCUGUACUAUUAGCGGGAAACUUGGCACCAUACUUCAGGCAAGUUGCGCAAAGCACCAGCGGUGGAUUGAGCCACAUCUUUUUGUACCACAUGCUUACCUCUCCGACGCCUGCCUAUCAUUUCCAAGGGGAUGUCAACAAUUUCAGGGGAGGUAACCUUUUGUACAACAUUGUAGAGUCGUCCAACAUGUUCAUACCCGCCAGUCUCAAGAGAGGGAUCAAGUGGUUGCUCAAAGGAGGCCUAGCAAAGGAAUUCAGGCGCGAAAAGGCCAAACACACGUUGUUGCAGCUGUUGCCGGUUGAACUGUUGAGGAAGGCUGUAGGUGCCAUUACUUUCGUAACUCAUUCACUCGCCGAUAUGCAAAUUAAUCAAAACGCGCACAUUUGGGGGCGUGGCAUGAUGUCGGCAAAGCAGAGAGAGCACAAACAUUUCGUGAACGGAGGUUAUGUUAAUCAUGUCGACACGAUCAUUAAGGAGUGGUCAGACGAGGGGUACACAGAUGCCAUCGCCAAAAAGGUGCAACAUGGAGAUGACCUUGACAAGGAAGAUCUCAAAAAUGCGGAUAUGCAUCAUAUAGCGCAUUCAGAGUCUCUUAAGUGGGACAAGUACCUGAACGCACGUAUACUGGAAGGUUAUAAUGCGUUCCUUGACAUGCCCUCCAUGAAGGUCCUUGAGGGGAAGCACUCAUUGGUAUAUGAAAUUGUCAAGGAUACCAGAGACAACCUCGAGCAAAACCUCGGCGAUACAGUAUUCUUCGGGCGUGUGGUGCCACCGCCAGUGUACAAUAACAAGUGGAAACGGUUUUUGCAAAGGGCUUCUAAGGUGAGGAAAAUUAUAUUCAAUAGGUCUCUACAAAACGUCGAGCAUGCUGUUUGGUUUGGAAUCAAACUCAAUUAUAAACAUGUGGUAGAGGUUGUCGAGGAACUUAACAAAAUAUCAAACCUCAUAUCGUCCACUGAAUCAUACAACCUCCAGGAAGCUUUUGGUCACAUCAUCGACGACGCUGUCGCCGUUGUGGCCAACGAAGAGUUCAGACGUCCCAGUGGGACCCAGGAGAACUUCGGAAUUCCCAGCAUCAACCCGUUAUACACUAGAAUGACACCGGAUGAAAGGAAGGUUGAAUUCCAGCAAGGUAUGUGCGGCCAGCAUUGCGGUGCCAUCUGGAGGGCUCUCUUGGCAUUCACAAUGAACACCAUGCGAAGCCCCGCGUCGAUUAAAACGUUUGAAAAGUCGCUCAGUCAGAACAACACUCUCCAGGACAUGGAAAAGCCGGAAUUUGUCAACUCGAUGAGGUUUAUUCUCAAGGGUGAUGCGAUGCUUCACAUGUAUGACAGUAUGCUGCCGAAGAAGAUGAAAAACGAGCUGAGAGCUAUAAAAUAUGGAAAGGCUUUCUACUUCGCAAAUAUCAUGAAAGUGGCCUCAAACGUGCUAGGCAUAUUGGGUUACAGGUAUACGUCUAACAUGCUACGCAUACAGGCGCCCUAUUUCGGCAACUUCGUUGUUCAGUGGGAUAGGGAGAGGGAGAAGUCACGGUCCAAAGCCAUAUUUGCUUACCUAUCCAUCGGAACAAUGGCCGCAUACUCUGUCAUGCAGUGUGCGGAGAUCACGCAACACGCAGCAGAUGUUGGUCAGGGACCCGUCGAGUCGUGUUUCAUGCUUAUCAAGCCCCCGAGGAUGCACUGCUUGCUGCAACCGGCUGAGACAAUUGUGAAAACGGCGCUGUCCAUCGGGGUGCAGGACGCGCUCUCCGUCACCGUCAUGGCGGUUAUCGGACCCUACUUCUUCUUGCCCAUGGCGGCGUACGCCUCGUGGCAGAUACUGAAGCACCACUUCAAGGUAAUACACCGCCUGGAUAUCGCUCUGUCAAACACUUUCAAACGGAUGUGGAGUAAAAUCUCCGCAUCGUCUAUCGGUAAAAAACUCACCGCAUGGUUCAAGAAGCGUCGUGAGCAUCGCAAGGACAUCGAAUCCAAGGGAUUGUUGGCAAUGAAAAACCAGCAGCCCACCAACGAAGAGUCGGGGGCUGUUGCGGUGGCGGACGAGAUGCUUAAGUCAGAUGACUACUUUUCGUACACUAGCUUUGGCUGA